Molecule: messenger RNA, 648 nt
Organism: Scheffersomyces stipitis CBS 6054
Lineage: Eukaryota; Fungi; Ascomycota; Pichiomycetes; Serinales; Debaryomycetaceae
Exons: 1
Coding region: 1-648 (215 amino acids)
Source: RefSeq, a predicted model, not a curated record
AUGUCUGUCGUAACAAUUCAAGAAGACAAGCAAUUUGUCCAGACCUAUAUCCAGCUCAUUGGACUUUCAGAGAAUGCUCCGCUAGACAAGUUCAAUUCCACUACAGACUAUAACAAACUAGAAUCGUUGGGUCCAAGUUUACCACGAUUCAAGGUUCCAUUUCCAGUCGCUAGCAGUGGAGCAAUCUCAGAACAGACCAUUUCUUUAAAGUUCAAGUCAAUCAAGCCUCCUUUCAGAUUCACUGUAGAUAGUUCGGCUGUUCCAACAUCUUCUACUAUAUUUAAGAUCAAGACUGAUUUAAUCGAAUCUGUUCCUAUAUUGAAGGAAGCUGGUGUGACACCUGCCAACUUGAAGUUGAUGUUGAAAUCUAAAGUUGUGCACGACUCGUCCGCUCUUUCAUCAUUGCCUAAUGUAGAAUCUGAAGUUACUUUCAAUGUCAUGGUGUCAGCUCCAGACGCUUCAAAGACUGUACCUGUUGCUGAACCCGUAACUGCACCUGUAGUUGAGACUGUUGCAGACACGAAAGAGAUAAAUCCAUUGCAGAUCACAGAGUCCACUUGGAACAAGAUAUCUGAUAUUCUCAAGGAAGAUCUUGGAGAAGAAAGAGGAGGGCAAGCAUUGGACAAGCUCAAGACCAACUGGAAGUAG